AUGACUGUUUCAGCGUGUCUAAUGUGUCUCGAAGGCUCCGACUGUGAAAAAGAAGCGAGUUGUGAGGAAUGUUCUGGGGUCGCAUGCACUCGAAUCACCUCCUUCAAUCUGGAAGACAAUAAGGAAGUGGCGCUCACAUGUAUACCAUACGACACUCGGUUAGUUCCCCUUAGGAUUUAUUCAAAUAAUGUUACUAUGUUUUUACUAUAA
Molecule: messenger RNA, 210 nt
Organism: Haemonchus placei
Lineage: Eukaryota; Metazoa; Nematoda; Chromadorea; Rhabditida; Trichostrongylidae
Source: the annotation of a GenBank genome assembly